Molecule: messenger RNA, 2291 nt
Organism: Monopterus albus (swamp eel)
Lineage: Eukaryota; Metazoa; Chordata; Actinopteri; Synbranchiformes; Synbranchidae
Gene: plbd1a
Product: phospholipase B domain containing 1a
Exons: 11
Coding region: 197-1813 (538 amino acids)
Biological process (GO): phospholipid catabolic process
Cellular component (GO): extracellular region
Molecular function (GO): glycerophospholipase activity
Source: RefSeq, a predicted model, not a curated record
UUGCUCCCAAAGGCCGCAUGUGCCACCGCACAUUGUUCCCUUUCCACCGGUGCGCAGCCAAUCAGGAAGCGCUCCUGUAGCCUCGGGCUUUCCCUUCGCCACAUAACAACUGGUUUCCUCUUCGCCUGAGUCACUUCUGACAGAUCCGUGUCUCUGUUCUGCACUAGUUUUAGCUUUUAACUGUUUUUACACAGCCAUGCUUUUAGUAAAGAGGCUGUAUGUCUUACUUUGGUUCAGUGUGGUUGCCACCUUCGCCUCAGCAGACAACAUGACAGCAGCCACGGUUUACUGGGACGCCCAGCAGAAGGUCGUCCAGCUGAAGGAGGGGGUUCUGGAGGUGGAGGGCGAUGCAUACGGGUAUCUGAAUGACACCCUGUCCAGUACAGGCUGGAGCGUGCUUGAGAUCCGAGCCGGCUACGGAAAGACCCCCGAGACUGACGAGAUGACCUUCUUCCUGGCCGGCUACCUGGAGGGCUUCCUCACUGCCCGGCAGAUUAUGGACCACUACACCAACAUGUAUCCACAGCUCAUCUCCAGUCCAAAGAUCCUCGACCUGGUUCAGAGUUUCAUGGCGAAGCAGGAUUCAUGGGUCAGAGAGCAGGUGAAACUGAACAAGAGCUCGGAUCCUCUGUGGAGACACGCAGGCUUCAUCAUGGCCCAGAUGGACGGACUGCAGGCUGGAGUGGCCGACUGGGCCAAGCGACAGGGGAGCAAGCCGCUGCCCCUGUUUGCCAUCCAGUUCCUGAGCGCAGUGGGAGACCUGCUGGAUCUGAUCCCAGCCUUGGUCCCCGACUCCAGCCGCCUGCUCCGAAACUUCAGCCUCCCUGGGAUGGGACACUGCUCUGCGCUCAUUAAGAUGCUUCCUGGCUUCGAGAACCUCCUCUUUGCACACUCCAGCUGGUACACGUAUGCCGCCACGAUGCGGGUCUACAAAUACUGGGAUUUCCGUGUCAUGGAGCCCCACGCUGCCACUGGGAAACUGUCCUUCAGCAGCUACCCUGGUUUCCUGGUGUCGCUGGAUGACUUCUACCUGUUGGGCAGUGGUUUGAUGAUGACCCAGACGACCAACAAUGUCUUCAACUUCUCCCUCUUUGACCAGAUCACGCCCAGCAGCCUGCUGGCGUGGCAGAGGGUCCGGCUGGCUCACAGUCUGGCACGCACCGGGGAGGACUGGGCCAAAACCUUCUCUAAGUACAACUCUGGGACCUACAACAACCAGUACAUGGUGCUGGACAGGAGCAAAGUGAAGCUGGGCCACAGCGUGGACGACGGCGCUCUGACUGUGGUGGAGCAGAUCCCCGGCCUGGUGGAGUACUCCGACCAGACACAGGCUCUGCGCAGAGGCUACUGGCCGUCCUACAACGUCCCCUUUCACCAGAAUAUCUACACACUGAGCGGUUAUAAAGAAAUGUGGAAGGAGUUUGGAAACGACUUCUCCUAUGAUCUGUGUCCCAGAGCCAAGAUCUUCCGCCGUGACCAGGGUGGCGUCAAGGACCUGGACUCCUUGAAGCACAUCAUGAGGUUCAAUGACUACAAGAAGGAUCCAUAUUCCAAAGGCGACCCGUGCAAGUCCAUUUGCUGCCGUGAUGACCUGAAGCCAACGAGUCCGCUGCCAGCAGGCUGCUACGACACCAAGGUGACAGAUUUCCAAAUGGCUGGGGACUUCUGCGCCGAGGCAAUAAACGGGCCGACCACUCAGGAUGGACUCUGGCCAUUUGAAUGGAAUAAAUUCAGCAACAUCAGCCACCAAGGUCUGCCACAGGUCUACAACUUUACCUUCGUCAAGAUGAAGCCUCUUCUCUUCAAGCCGUGAGGUUUGUGCCUGAGAGGGAGAGAGUCUCCGUGUUCGAUGAUUUCAGAUAAAUAUGUCCAGAGGUAAAGGCACAGUCCUCUGUUUCUGUCUGUACGUCCAUGUACACAGUGAUCAUUUUACCUCUUACUGUCAGGUCAGAUUUGCGACCCAGCUUUGCUCAGGGUCUGAGGAAUGAUUGGGAUUUUGAGUCGGUAGAGUUUUAUACCCGCAGCCAUUUGUGCCGUGAACAUUGAGAGUAGCUGUGAUGUUUGUUUUUUUUUUAUAAGAUGCAGAAUCAAUGCACUAAAACAAUGCCUGUGCCAUCUUUAAUGUUUUAAAGAUUUUUUUUUUAAUGCUUGAAUGUCAGUGUUAUGCUCAGGGAGGUUGAUUGUUUCUGGUGAGGAGAUCUAGCUGCAUCAGUUUUCAUCUGUCUCAGGUUUAUAUUUUUGUAGAAGCCUGUGUUUCUGCCUAAUGCUGCACAAUCAUGCAAUCACUUUAU